Molecule: messenger RNA, 2142 nt
Organism: Lithohypha guttulata
Lineage: Eukaryota; Fungi; Ascomycota; Eurotiomycetes; Chaetothyriales; Trichomeriaceae
Gene: PRD1
Product: metalloendopeptidase
Exons: 2
Coding region: 1-2142 (713 amino acids)
Biological process (GO): proteolysis; peptide metabolic process
Cellular component (GO): mitochondrial intermembrane space
Molecular function (GO): metalloendopeptidase activity
Source: RefSeq, a predicted model, not a curated record
AUGGCGCCUCAAAAGUUCAGACAGCCACCACAGGCCCCACCGUUGUUCACGGGAACGCCAGAAUCCGUGGUCAAAGAUACGAAGGAGCUGCUGGCCAAAUCGAAGAAGAUUAUAGACGACGUUGUUGCACAAACUUCGGAGAAGGAUGCAUCAUUUAAGAACGUCUUACUACCUAUGGCGUACGAUGAGAACGACCAGACUCUGUCAGCGCAUGUCCUAGGUUUCUACCAAUCUGUUUCGACAGAUCAGGCACUACGAGAUGCCUCGACUGAAGCUGAGAAGCUCAUGGACGAAUACAGUAUCGAAGCAAGUAUGAGAGAGGACGUGUACAAGUUAGUUGAUUCGGCACUAAAGCGUAAGGAAGAGCUGGACCCCGAGUCGCAACGGCUAUUGGAGAAGGAACACAAGUCUUACAUCAGAAACGGUCUCAAUCUACCAGCCGGACCGAAGAGGGACAGAUUCAAGGAGAUCAAGUUGCGUUUGAGUCAGUUGAGCAUUGAGUUCAGCAAGAAUUUGAAUGAAGAGAAUGGUGGCAUCUGGUUCACGAAAGAGGAGCUGGCUGGCGUGCCCGAGGAUGUACUUGAGACUCUGAAGCAAGAGGACGGGAGGUACUGGUUAACCUUCAAAUAUCCCGAUCUGUUCCCUACACUGAAAUAUGCUACAAACACUGAGACGAGGAGGAAGGUAUUCGUUGCAAACGAGAACAAAGUCAAUCAAAAUGUGCCGUUGUUCAGAGAGGCCAUGCUGCUCAGAGAUGAGAUGGCCAGGUUAUUGGGCUAUCCUACAUAUGCCGAGUUUGUCAUCGAGGACAAGAUGAUGAAGAGUGCCAAGAAGGUCGAUGAUUUCCUGGCUGGCCUGAGAGGACGCUUGGCUGACGGCGGUCUGGACGAGAUCAAAACUUUGAAGGCCCUCAAGAAGAAAGACGUCGAGUCAAGAUCUGAGAAGUUUGAUGAUCGAUACUUCCUAUGGGACCACCGCUAUUAUGACCGACUGAUGCAAGAGCAGGAUUAUCAGCUUGAUCAGAACUUAAUCUCAGAGUGGUUUCCUCUUCAGUCCACCAUCCUGGGCAUGCUCAAGAUCUUCGAAGAGCUCUUUGGCCUUGUUUUUGUGGAAGUAACUGGAAAGGACAGAGACACCAUCUCGCCUACUGGCAAAGGUGAUGAUAUUGUCUGGCAUGAGGAAACUCAAAUCUUCAGUGUGUGGGACGAUGAAGGUGAAGGUGGCGGCUUCGUUGGAUAUCUCUAUCUCGAUCUCUUCCCUCGACAGGGCAAAUAUGGCCAUGCUGCAAACUUCAAUCUGCAACCCGGUUUCAUCACCCAGAAUGGUACGAGGAGAUACCCAGCGACGGCGCUUGUGUGCAAUUUCUCCAAACCAACACCCAAGAAGCCCUCCCUCUUGAAACACGAUGAAGUCACUACAUUAUUCCACGAACUUGGUCACGGUAUCCACGAUCUGGUUUCAAGGACGACGUAUUCGCGUUUCCAUGGCACUAGCACAGUUAGAGACUUUGUUGAAGCGCCUUCUCAAAUGCUGGAGAACUGGUGCUGGACACCAUCACAGCUUAAAGCUCUUAGCAGACACUACUCAACGCUUUCCGAGGAUUACAACAAGGCCUGGCAGAGCUCGAAUUCGACAAACUCAGAUAAGCCAUCAGAAACACUGCCAGACGACCUGAUCGAGAAGCUCUUGAAGACAAAGAACCUGAAUGGCGCACUGUUCAACUUACGGCAAUUACACUUUGGCAUCUUCGACAUGACAGUGCACGAACCCGAGUCUCACAAGGAGGUUGAAGAGCUGAAGAUUUCCGAGCUUUACAAUCAUCUGAGGAAUGACAUCAGCAAGCUCGAUGGUCCUGAGGCAUUAGGAGAAGGAGAUAACUGGGGCAACGGUCAAGCAACCUUCGGCCACCUGAUGGGUGGAUACCAAGCUGGAUACUAUGGCUACCUCUCCUCCCAAGUCUACAGCACAGACAUGUUCUACACAGUCUUCAAGAAAGAUCCAAUGAAUCAGAAAGAAGGCCGCAGGUACAGACAUACUGUACUAGAGAAAGGUGGAAGCCAGGAUGAGAUGCAGACCUUGAUAGAUUUCCUGGGUAGGGAGCCUAACAGCAAGGCAUUCUACAAGGAGUUGGGACUAGACUAG